This is a messenger RNA of Neofelis nebulosa (Clouded leopard), 3554 nucleotides long. RefSeq names its product kinesin-like protein KIF28P. Gene Ontology annotation, biological process: cytoskeleton-dependent intracellular transport; microtubule-based movement. Bases 3 to 2942 code for a protein of 979 amino acids. The transcript has 22 exons. Gene Ontology annotation, molecular function: microtubule motor activity; ATP binding; microtubule binding. NCBI's taxonomy places the organism in Eukaryota, Metazoa, Chordata, Mammalia, Carnivora, Felidae. Gene Ontology annotation, cellular component: kinesin complex; microtubule. The record is from RefSeq and is a predicted model, not a curated record.
ACAUGAGUGACGGGAAAACGGUGAAGAUGCCUAUGCCACGUACGGACAGUGUGACAGUCGCGGUGCGCGUGCGGCCUUUCAGUCAGAGAGAGAAGAAUUCUGGGAGCAAAUGUGUGAUUUCCAUGCAUUCCAGAACCACCACAACCAUACAAGACCCUAAGAAUCCAGAACAUAGGAAGACGUUUACUUUUGACCUGGCCUAUUGGUCUCACGAUGGAUUUCAAAAGGAUAAAGAUGGUGUGUUUAUUUCAACUGAUCCUAGCAGUAAAUUUGCAAGCCAGAAAGAUGUUUUCCAUGAUCUUGGCAGGGGAAUUCUGGACAGCACUUGGCAAGGCUAUAAUGCCACCCUCCUAGCCUAUGGCCAAACUGGCUCUGGAAAAAGCUAUUCCAUGGUUGGGCUUGGCGCAAACAAGGGUAUCAUUCCAAAUGUAUGUGAAGAGCUCUUUCAAGCAAUUGAGGAGCGGGAGAGAAAUCAGGAAUACCAGGUUACAUUCAGUAUGCUGGAAAUUUACAACGAGCAGAUACGAGACCUGCUGUCUAGAACCAAGCAACCCGGAGGACUAAAAGUAAGGGAGGAUCAACACCUGGGCUUUUAUGUGGACGGCCUGAAGUCAGUGCCCUGUGAGAACUACGCGCAGAUUGAAAGGCUGAUGGAGCAAGGGACAAAAAUAAGGACCACGGCCUCGACCAACAUGAACGCCAGCAGCAGCCGGUCUCAUAUGGUUAUCACCAUUCAGUUCAGGCAGGUUUUCCUGGACAGAGACCUCACCAAGCAAUCCACGAUUAAUUUGGUGGAUUUAGCAGGAAGUGAAAGGCAGAAAUCUUCAGGAUCUGAAGGAGACAGACUGAGGGAAGGAUCACAAGUUAACUUAAGUUUAACCAAUUUAGGAAAUGUUAUCAGUGCUCUGGCUGAUGCAGCCACGGGGAAGAAAGUCUUGCACAUUCCCUACAGAGAUUCUGUCCUGACCAAACUUCUCCAGCCAGCUCUGGGCGGGAACAGCAGAACCACUUUGAUAGCGGCCAUAAGUCCCGCUGACAUCUGCUACGAGGAAACUUUAUCCACGUUAAGAUACGCCGAAAGGGCUAAAAAGAUCCGGAACAGAGCCGUGGUCAACACCUCGAUGCUGAUGAGAGAGUCAAAGGCAGAGAACGACAGACAGUGGAUAAUGAAGACCCUCCCUCACCUUCUCAACGUCAACGAGGACCCGCAGCUCACGGGGGUCCUCAAGUAUUUCAUUCAGGCUGGCUCAUGUGAUGCCGGUCGGGCCGCUUCAAAUGCCAUCCACCUUCAAGGUUUGGGAAUUUCAGAUAAACACGCUUCCUUCACAAAUUCGGAUGGGAAGGUGACGGUCACGCCACACAGCAAAUGCAAAGUUGUCGUUAACGGGGUGCCCAUCGUGACCAAGACAAAGCUGCAGCAUUUGGACCGCAUUAUCCUGGGAUCCAACAGCGCCUACCUCUACAUUGGGUUUCCGUCAGAGCGAGGCAGUGAAGACCUGACCAGGUUCGACUAUGACUUCUUCCAGCUGGAGAGAGCAGCUGCGGAGGGAGUGAGUGUGGACAAGCUGGGGGCUGCGAGCCACGGCGAUGGGAAAGCGGACCCCGGCAUGCUGGCGGUGUUCCAGGACUAUGUCAGACUGAUGCCCCUGGUGGCAGAAGCCAAUCAAAUGGGCGAAGAGCUGAAGAAGGGACUCAGAAUGGAACUGAAGGUGAAGAAUUUAGCGGCUUCAGACUCCAGGGGCCACGAGCUACAGAAGGAGGUCAUGGUGAAGGUGACCAACCAAAGGACCCGUGAGGUGUGGAUUUGGUCAAAAGCCAAGUUUAUCAACAGGAAAUUUCUCAUGGAGGAACUUUACCAGCGCUUUCUGGAUGGAGAAGACAGCCACGUGGCUCAGGAAGAUGACCCCUUCUGGGAUCCUGUCGAGGUUGUCCACUUGGGCUCAGCCCACAUAUGGCUCCAGUCGCUGGCCUACUCCAUGAAGCUGGAGGAGCAGGUGGAGUUCAUGAACUGCGAGGGGGAGGAAGAGGCCAUGGUGCACGUCUGCGUGACUCCCUGCUCCCCGGCGGGACGAGCGUGCGGUGAGGAGGACGUGGUUAUAGACCCAUCGGAGCUGCUGGGCAAGAGGAUGGACUUCCAGGUUGGCCUCGUGCGGUGCCUUGGGGUCAAGUGGCUGAAGGAGGACGCAGGGCGAGGCAUUCAGAUGGGGUACAGAAUUUAUGACCUUUCAAGCACUUUAUAUACCAAGCCUGUAUGGAAAAUGGUGAAUCCCCAAAUAGAAGAAACUGUCCAAUUUACAGCCUUAAAUGCAUCUCAGGAGUUUCUGAAUUAUUUACAAACAAACGCUCUCAUUGUUGAUUUAUGGGGUCUUCAAGAAGGCUGCGCCCAGCUGGACUGCUCUCAGUCAGACCUCAUGGUCACAAGUGAAGGCCACGUCAUGGUGGACACCAAGAAAAUGUCCACUCUGAUGGAUCCAGGCCAGACACCAUCAAAUCAGAUAUCAGAACUCUACAUGAAGCUACUCAAGUUAGAGCAGGAGACAGAGCUGCUCAGAGACACCAACAGAGCCCUGAGAGAAGAAAACGUGUUUCUCAAACAAUCACUUGAGAAGGUCGGUUCUACUCAACAAGGUGAGAGGAUAUCACACCCUCCAGCAGCCAGAGAGAUGAACCAAAUGUACACUCGGCCAGCCAGCUCCGACAGAGAAUUUGCCAAAGCCCUUAAGCUGUUCUACCACAGCAUGAACGAGGCAAGAGGGCAGCUUCUCCGACUGAGACAGGAGAAACCUCCUGAGGAAGAUGAAAUGCUUCGACCGUUCGUACAGCAACAGGCACAGAAGUUAAAGGACUUUGGAGACGUGCUGGAGUCCAGCUUGUGGAGGCUGAAAAACGAUGUCGCCGUCAUCGUGAAAAAGAAGAGAGCGAGUUUGCCGCACGCAGAAUAGCGCGGACGCAGCUGCUGACAACCCCUGAGCCCUGGGCGAAGCUCCCCCGCGCAGACGGAUUAACUCGCCACCAGAGCUGCGCUGUGGGCGCAACGCACUCCAGUCAUUUCUUGUGCCGCUUCUGUCCUUCGGUUUGAUUUACAGUCACGUAGAGAUGAAUCCACACGCAGGGCGAAGGUGGGCUGGGAGACAGGAGGUCUUGGGGGUGGGCGGUUCGCAGUCUGCGCGCUGGCCCUGGACAGUCUGGGGCUCAGUCCUCUCAUCUGUCACUUCCCGACUGUAGCUGGAGGCAAACGCCCCCUGCCCCCAUCCAGCCUCUGUUCCCUGUUAGGUGGAAAUGAGAGCAGCACUAACUGCAGAUGGGUAACGGAUGCAAAGCACCUGUAAAGCACUUAGCACAGCACUCUGGGCUGGGAAAAGCACUUAGAAUAGCACCCCGGGGCUGGAAGCACUCAGCACAGCACCCUGGGCUGAGAAAAGCACUUAGCUCAGCACCCGGGGCUGGGAAGCACUUAGCACAGCACCCCACAAACCAAAGCAGCUGAUAAGCAUCUGCCAUUGAUAUUUUGAUGGUAAACAGUUUGAAAGUUCAAAUAAAGCUGUUGUGAUGAA